CAGGUAGAACAGGUACAGUAAACAGACAGGUCGUACUGAGGGAGAGAGCAGGUGGAGACACAACAAAGGGACCAGCAGCUGUAUACACCACUAAUUUACUUAUUUCGCCGUCAAGAUGAAGAUCGCGCACGUUUUUCUCUUGCUGACUGUGGGUGUCAUGUCGGUCGUGAUUUUCCAGGCCGGACACCAGGAGAUUAAACUGAUUAAUUUCAGAGCCCGCAUUGUGGACAGCGAGGCGGAGAGGGUGAGGGAAGAGCAUGCCAUCGGCGUGCUGAAAACCGAGAUCGAGCAGCGGAAGAAAACGGUGAUACAAAUGAACACCAGCAUACUAAAUAUCAGGAAGAAGAAGCAAGACAUUGAACAAUUAACAAAGGACUUCACCCAACGUGUUCAGAGCUGUAACAGUGAGAAGGUAGGAGCCGAGAACAAGAAGACAGAAACGGAAGCUGCUAUUGAAGGCCUUAAAGGUCAUGAAGAGGCUAAACUGAAGGCAGCAGCAGAAAUUCAGGCGUUGAAACAACAGAUUUUGGAGAGAGACAUAGCUAUUUGUGUCUUUGCAGAUACAACCAAAGACGAAGCGAGGUCGCUGUGUGGAAUGCCUCAAGCUGUACAAUUAAGUUAACUCAGAAACACUGAACUUUGACUUCUUUAAAAAAGGAAGCUGGCCACGCAAAGAAGAUUAGACUCUGUAAUAUCUCUACAGCUCUGUUCAGUUUCUUAUGGGAAAAUAAAAACUGUAGCUUUAGGAAAACAAAACAACAACAAACUCUGUACAUUCAUUAAUUGGACAAAAGUGGUAAAAUUGGUUACAUGGUUUUGUAGCAUUUUUGUAAUAUGAUUGUUUUAAUUAGAUCUAGUCAUGUCUAUUGUCUCUGUUAACCCCUUUGAUGCUUAUGAUUACAUUUGUUACACAUAAAGGAUUUUCAGUAUCAAA
Gymnodraco acuticeps is the source of this 934-nucleotide messenger RNA. RefSeq lists its product as uncharacterized. Bases 116 to 622 code for a protein of 168 amino acids. NCBI's taxonomy places the organism in Eukaryota, Metazoa, Chordata, Actinopteri, Perciformes, Bathydraconidae. The transcript is spliced from 4 exons. The record is from RefSeq and is a predicted model, not a curated record.